Molecule: messenger RNA, 1523 nt
Organism: Sapajus apella (tufted capuchin)
Lineage: Eukaryota; Metazoa; Chordata; Mammalia; Primates; Cebidae
Gene: TMED6
Product: transmembrane p24 trafficking protein 6
Exons: 2
Coding region: 588-941 (117 amino acids)
Source: RefSeq, a predicted model, not a curated record
UUGAGGUUUUUAAUAAUACCGUCUUUCAGUGGGUUUGGAGAGCUUUAGGUGACUAUUAGGUGGAAGGUGUCAGGACGAGGACUAUCAGUGGAGGGGUAUGAGCACCAUCUUGGCACUGUAUUCAUUCAUUUACAUCUUUGCACACACACAUGCUGUCGUUUGCUCUGAGCUGCAGCAUUGGGCAGAGAUAAGUGUUUAUAGGAGCAAUUUGACGUAAGAGAACAAUCUCCCUAGCCAAAUUUUUGUCAGUGUAUUCACAAAGUUAUAAACUUACCCAGUAUUAUAUCCCCAAUAAGAAAGAACUAAAAAAUGACAGCCCUAAGGAAGGGUGGAAAGACCUCUUCUGAGAUGGCAGAUUCUAUGUAGCACCCAUGAAGACGGUCUGGUAAGCCACUGAGUUUAUGAGGUGAAAGCAAAACUUCCUCCUGGAAGUAUCAUGGCAGUUCUAUUAUGAAUAUCUAUGUGUGGCUCUGAAAUGAACCUAAAUGUGACUUGUGCAGUUAAUCAUUACCCCAGUGGUUGUCUCAACGACUUGAUUCCCCUAGGCUGCGAGCAGUUCAUCUGGAAAGGAGGCUCCAGAAAGCAGCAUGUCCCUCUUGCUCUUUGGGGCUGGGCUGGUGGUUUUGAAUCUGGUGACGUCUGCCAGGAGCCAGAAGACAGAACCUCUGAGUGGCUCUGGGGACCAGCCACCCUUCCGUGGAGCUGAUCGAUAUGACUUUGCCAUCAUGAUCCCUCCAGGAGGCAUGGAAUGCUUUUGGCAAUUUGCCCACCAGACUGGAUACUUCUAUUUCAGUUACGAGGUUCAGCGGACAGUGGGGAUGUCACAUGACCGGCAUGUUGCUGCCACUGCACACAACCCACAGGGAUUUCUCAUAGACACUUCCCAGGAUGUUCGGGGCCAGAUUAACUUCUCCACCCAAGAGACAGGUCUGUUUUCAUGACCAUGGCUAUCAUAAUAAUCAUAAGAUCCUAUAAAAUUAGGGAAAUAACGAGGACUUGUACAGAGAUGUUUAAACAGUAGGAAAAAAAAAUCAGCCUUUAACACCAAAAACCAGUGUUCCUAGAGACUGCUGACCUCCAAGGAUGCCAAGUGGCAGUCUACUGAUAAUUUGGGGGCAGCAUCUCCAGGUGAGCAGCUCAAUCUUUUUUUUCUUUUUUUUUUUUUUUAGGGGAGGAGGGAAGAGAGGAAGGAGGGGAGAGGAAGGGAGGCCAGCAGUUCACUUUUAGCUCAUUGUCUCCAAUUGAUCAGAUUCUGGGAAAGUGACCAAAAAACAGAGACCCAUUUAUAAUAUAGAAUUCCAAUUAACCAGUGUAUUAUAGGGAAGCAUUUCUUUCCAGUCAUCAGAAUAUUUGAGUCAGUUACUAAAAGCAGAUGCAGAACAAAAGAAAAUGCAUGGCCGGCCAGGCGUGACGGAUCACCCCUGUAAUCCCAGCACUUUGGGAGGCUGAGGCGGGCGGAUCACCUGAGGUCGGGAGUUCAAGACCAUCCUGGUCAACAUGGAGAAACCCCAUCUCUACUAAAA